AGUGAGUUCAUUAAUUUCCCGUUACAUAUGUAUGUAAUAGACAUUAUUUAAUUAUACCUAGAGUUGGAUAAAAUCGUCGAGAAAAGCAAAAUAUUUUUAGAAAAAAAAAAUGUAAUUUUCUAAAAGGUAUCAAAAUGAUCAUUUUAUUAUAUGGGGCCGCACAGAUCAUGCUGUAUGCAAUACUGUCUUAAAUUAAUUACUAAUGGCUCAAACGAGAUGUUUGAACAUUUGAAUAUUUGGUCAGAUCGUCGAGGUAUUGUCUGACGUGGCCCUAUUAAAGUACACUAGUACCGGACAACGUUGUCCGACACUGCCCCACCGGAAUACACUAAUGCCGAGCAUAUUGUCCGACACGACCCCACCGGAAUACACUAGUGCCGAACACAUUAUCCGACACGGCCUCACCGAACACACUAGUUUCGGACAACAUUGUCCGACACGACCCCACUGGAAAACACUAAUGCCGAAUAUAUUGUCCGACAUGACCUCACCGGAAUACACUAGUGCCGAAUACGUUGUCCGACACGUCCUCACCGAAAUACGCUAAUGCCAAACACAUUUUCCAAAACUGCCCCACAGGAAUACACUACGACUGUACGUGCCGACGACAUUUUCCGACAGGCCCCCUCAGAACACAGUAGUAUCGGACUACAUUCCCUGACAGUGCUCGUAUGGAAAGGCAUAGAUUUAUAUCUCGGCAUUCAAUGUAUUAAUAUUUAAUUUUGGUGUUUAUUUACUUUUUUAUAGAAUAAUAUUUUUUAGGCGUUAUAAAAAAUUCUAAUUCUAAUACAGUAAUGAAUGAUAUCAAAUGUACAAUUUAUUUUAAAUCCUAAUGUAUACAUGUAAUAAUCAUAUUACUAGAUUUACUAGUUUGUCUUUUAUAUACAGAUGUAUAUUUUAUCUUUUAACCCAAAUGUUUAUAUUAUUUGAAAACAUCUAGACGUAUUCAUUAGAGAUUUAAACACAGUCCCAAGUAGUCGUUUGAUAAAAUCUUAGAUAAAAUAUAUUGAUAACUGUGUAGUCUUUUAAAAAUUCAGUUAUUAUAACAUUUAAUUAGUACCUAUCGCAGUAUUUGUAAACGUAAUAAAAAUGCCGAAACGACAGAGAUAUAAUAUCAACAACUCAGUACACUGGUUCAUGAACGAGCUGACGUCUCGUGUAGUAGCCGAGUCUGGAAAUCCUAACGACAGGUACCAUCUUGGGAAGGUCCUGUUGCAGAGCUUCAAGGACGAUCCUGACUUAGUGACAAUGAUCGAUGGAGGGACAGGAGAAUCGAUUACAAACAAAGAGGUUUUGGAGCGGUCGGUGCGCUGUGCCAACUCAUUGAAGAACUUGGGGUUGAAAACCGGUGACGUCAUAAUCCUGCUGGGUCCUAAUCAUAUAAAUAUAUCUAUUCCAUUUUAUGCUGGCUUGUACCUUGGAAUUGCGGUGGCACCUGUCGAUAGAACAUUUGGUGUCAGGGAACUGCAAGAAACAUUCAGGGCGGACGAGCCAAAAAUAGUAUUCUGUCAGAACGAAAAAGCCCAUGACGUGGACACGGCUCUCAAAGGCUUGAAUUUAGAUACGAAAAUAAUAACGUUCGACAAAGGAGAUUAUUGUAAUUUCUCCGAUUUCUUAAAACAAUAUGGCGGCGAAUCUAAAGUAGAAGAUUUCGAGGUUGCCAAUUUUGAUCCGAGCGAGACGAUUUCAUUUCUGGUAUCAACUAGUGGCACCACUGGUUUACCCAAGGCAGCAGUGGUGACACACAAGAAUGUAAUUUCAUCAUUCCCGUACAUAUGGAGUAAAUUUGACACUUUCCCGGCACCAACCAGACUAGCUGUAGUGGUUUCUCCUUUACAAUGGUUGACAGCUAUCGCAAUGUUUCUGAUGUCUCCAAUAUUCAGGUUCACAAGACUUCAGACUUCGCUUGCUUUGACGCAACAACACACAUACCACCUAAUAAAUACAUAUAGACCAUCCUUCUUGUUAAUAUCACCAACGUUCGCAGCUACGUUAUUUCGGCCUGGAGACCGGGACAAUUGUGAUUUUACUUGCUUUGACAUCAUUCUAAUAGGUGGCAGUGCAGUGCCACAGACCCUUAUAGAUGAAAUAAAGUCAAUAAUACCAGAGACGGAGGUGCUAAAUGUUUAUGGAUUAAGUGAAUUGAGUGGUGUUGGAUUGAUUCACCAUUUUGGUGAUAAUGCUCCACGAGGUUCUUCUGGACAACCAUUGGGGCAUACACAGUGCCGGUUGGUAAAUCAAGAUAAUGAAGAUAUAUUGGAACCAAACGUACCGGGAGAACUCUGGGUGAAAUCACUAGGAUUGUUCAAAGGAUACUACAACAAUCCUGUGGCAACAGCAGAAACUUUUAGCGAGGAUGGCUGGUUCAGAACUGGAGACUCCUUCUACAGAGAUGACAAUUGGAACUUUUACUUCACGGAGCGUAUUAAAUUAUUAUUAAAAUACAGAAAUAAUCAGAUAUCCCCGUUGGAAGUAGAAAAUGUGAUCCGGCAACACCCUGGCGUCUUUGAUGUGGCAGUAACCGGUAUACCAGAUCGCGAAUGCGGCGAUAUACCGGUCGCAUGCGUAGUUCCGAAACCAGGAGUUUCUGUAAAAGCGCAAGAAAUUAAGGACUUGGUAAAAGCAUCGCUAUCUGAUGAUAAACAACUGAGAGGAGGGGUGAUAUUUUUGAAUGAGUUACCCAUUAACGCCAAUACAAAGUUAAAUCGACGGAAACUAAAGGAAAUGGUCCUCGUUAUGGAAAGAGAGUGAAAUAAGCCAUCGUAUUAAAUAUUAUUGAGAAUUUUAAGUUAGUUAAAUAUGAAAUAAUUAUUUAAUUGUUCUUAUAGCUAUAUACAAUAGUUCAAUUAAAAAAAAAACAUAACUAUCUCUUUAUCAUGCACAAAAUAGGCAACAUACAGAAUCUAAAAGGUCGGCAGCGCACCUGCGAUGCUUCUGGUGUUGCGUGUGAUCAUGAGCUGCGGUGGUCACUUACCAUCAGGUGAGCGGCAUGCUCGUUUGUCCCCUGUGUUGUAAAAAAAAAUCGAUAUAGAUGGAAUUAAGGAAAGCAAAAAAAUAAUAGUGUUUAUAAAAGUAUUAAAAUAA
Molecule: messenger RNA, 3084 nt
Organism: Galleria mellonella (greater wax moth)
Lineage: Eukaryota; Metazoa; Arthropoda; Insecta; Lepidoptera; Pyralidae
Product: luciferin 4-monooxygenase-like
Exons: 12
Coding region: 1090-2751 (553 amino acids)
Biological process (GO): fatty-acyl-CoA biosynthetic process; long-chain fatty acid metabolic process
Molecular function (GO): long-chain fatty acid-CoA ligase activity
Source: RefSeq, a predicted model, not a curated record